CCCUAAUAUCCAGGAGAGAUCUCCUUGAUGUCAUAUUCCAAGAUGGUGUGAUGUACUUCGCAGGGAUGACAUCAGUCAAUUUACCCAACAUUCUGACGUACUUCUGUGGUUCAGAAAUCAUCAGAGGCAGCCUGAGUUCAUUUACUACUUGCAUGUCUGUCACUCUCAUCUCUCGCCUGAUGCUCAACCUGCACGGAUGUGUCGACACUGGCAUUUUUUCUUCCCCUGCCGAGACCAGCCUCGAGGUCCUUACCACCAGGGUCGACGUAGAGUUUGCGAUUUCCUCGGACCAUUGGUAGGCUGGUACUGGAUUCUGUUUAUGGAUGUGAAGUGUCGUUGGAAAUUAAAAACGGUUCUUUGAGUCUUUUUCUUGAACGCAGCAUGGUAUGCGGGCUCGAUAUCUAUGUAGAAACGGCUCAUUUAGUGUGUAUAGUGACGACCUGUUUCCAUUCCGAAGUAGAUUGACUCCCAACAGGGCCGAGUCCCUGAACAUGUCAAUUACUGAUCACU
This is a messenger RNA of Suillus plorans, 510 nucleotides long. RefSeq lists its product as uncharacterized. The transcript has 6 exons. The coding region runs from base 51 to 299 and encodes 82 amino acids. The record is from RefSeq and is a predicted model, not a curated record. NCBI's taxonomy places the organism in Eukaryota, Fungi, Basidiomycota, Agaricomycetes, Boletales, Suillaceae.